AUGGCGACGCCGCGGGAGGCGCCGAAGUGGAAGCGAGGAAAACGAAGGAUCGCGCAUAAACACGCGCGGCCGAAGACGCUGAUCGAUGAACUGGUGCGGGAACACGGUGUGAUUCAUGGAACGCACGCGCGGGGACAGGUGUGGAUCGGGGCGACGCGAAGGUUGGCGUACGUGUUGGAGCAGACGUGCCUGGGGAGACGGGCGCGCGCGGGUACGGAACGAGGCAUUCCGUUGCGACCGAACGGGAGCGGAAUCGAGCUGGUGAUUCGGAUGUGCUGUGAGGAUGCGUAUUACGUCGCGAGCGUCCUCGGAUGCCUGUGCGUGAGCGAGGUGAUUGAGGGACGAGAGAUGGAGGUGAAGCUCGGGUUGGGGACGUGCGACAUGGAUCUCGGGACGCUCUGGCGACGGUUUCGACGCGACUGCGGACACGCGUUCGCGAUGAAGUGCGCGGCAACGAUGCACUUCAGGAUGCUCGGGUGGCUUCCGAGGAGCGGGUUACAGUACGGUGCGGAUCUGGUGUUGUAUCAGCGACAUCCGGCGCUCGUGCACAGCGACUUUGUGGUGACUCUGGUGCCAGACGUCGGCGCGCGACAGAGCUUUGUCUUGGACACCUCGGCGAAUCGUGCGGUGGCGCUCGACGCGGGUUGGCCAGAUUGGCCCGAUGUCCAGGCCACGUCGAGACUGGCGGUGCAGGUGAAUAAGAAGUUUUUGCAGGCGCACGUCUCGGCUCCAAAAAAUUUGAACUGGGACGACCCCUCGUGUCUGUCGCACGUUUGGGUCAACGAGAUCUCAAUAUCACGCUUCCGCUCGAACAGAAAUAUUGAGUCUUAUGCCGAAGUGGAGUAG
This is a messenger RNA of Ostreococcus tauri, 846 nucleotides long. RefSeq names its product tRNA intron endonuclease, catalytic domain-like. Gene Ontology annotation, molecular function: nucleic acid binding; tRNA-intron lyase activity. The coding region runs from base 1 to 846 and encodes 281 amino acids. Gene Ontology annotation, cellular component: tRNA-intron endonuclease complex. Lineage: Eukaryota; Viridiplantae; Chlorophyta; Mamiellophyceae; Mamiellales; Bathycoccaceae. The record is from RefSeq and is a predicted model, not a curated record. Gene Ontology annotation, biological process: tRNA splicing, via endonucleolytic cleavage and ligation; tRNA-type intron splice site recognition and cleavage. The transcript has a single exon.